CCUCACUUCAUUCCAUAUACUUCACCUAAAAGCAAUCCCAAAUUCCAAAUCCCACAACACCGAAACCCUAAUUCCCAAAUUCUCUAAUCACCGUCUUCAACCAUGGGUUCCUCAGCGAUGGUUCUCGAUCCAAAACCUCUCACCGAACCACCACCCUCUCUUUCAUCCUCCUCCCCCGCCGACACCGAUUCCUCCUCCACCUCCGACGACCUCUACACCCUCCUCAAAUCCCUCCAACGCCAACUCGAAUUCAUCGACAUACAAGAAGAGUAUGUCAAAGAUGAACAAAAGAAUCUCAAACGCGAGCUUCUUCGUGCUCAGGAAGAAGUCAAACGGAUCCAAUCUGUUCCGCUUGUGAUCGGUCAGUUUAUGGAGAUGGUUGAUACCAAUAACGGGAUUGUUGGAUCUACGACUGGGUCGAAUUACUAUGUUAGGAUUUUGAGUACGAUUAAUCGGGAGCUUUUGAAACCUUCGGCUUCGGUUGCACUUCAUCGUCAUUCGAAUGCGCUUGUUGAUGUUCUUCCACCGGAAGCUGAUUCCAGUAUCUCGCUUCUUAGUCAGUCUGAGAAGCCUGAUGUUACUUAUAAUGAUAUUGGAGGAUGUGAUAUCCAAAAGCAGGAAAUUCGUGAGGCUGUAGAGUUACCUCUCACGCAUCACGAGCUAUACAAACAAAUCGGUAUUGAUCCACCUCGAGGUGUUUUACUAUAUGGUCCCCCUGGAACUGGCAAAACAAUGCUUGCGAAAGCUGUUGCUAAUCAUACCACUGCUGCUUUCAUCAGGGUUGUUGGAUCUGAGUUUGUGCAGAAGUAUCUUGGAGAGGGUCCCCGGAUGGUUCGUGAUGUGUUUCGUCUUGCAAAAGAAAACGCCCCUGCAAUUAUAUUUAUCGAUGAGGUUGAUGCGAUAGCUACUGCUAGAUUUGAUGCCCAAACAGGAGCUGAUAGAGAAGUACAGCGUAUCCUCAUGGAACUUUUGAAUCAGAUGGACGGUUUUGACCAGACCGUGAAUGUUAAAGUCAUAAUGGCAACAAAUCGUGCAGACACUUUGGAUCCUGCCCUCUUGCGUCCUGGAAGACUUGAUCGCAAAAUUGAGUUCCCUUUGCCUGAUAGACGCCAAAAGAGGCUUGUAUUUCAGGUUUGCACAGCAAAAAUGAAUUUGAGUGAUGAAGUGGACCUGGAAGAUUAUGUUUCCCGCCCUGACAAAAUUAGUGCUGCCGAGAUAUCUGCUAUUUGUCAAGAAGCAGGAAUGCAUGCUGUUCGUAAGAAUAGAUAUGUCAUACUACCAAAGGACUUUGAGAAAGGUUAUAGGACCAACGUGAAGAAGCCCGAUACUGACUUUGAAUUUUACAAGUGAUGACGAGGGUUUUUCUUAUUUGUCUGUGUACUUACGGUGCAGAAUAUAUAGUUUUAAUGGUUACAUUUCUGGAGUAAUUGUGGGUCAUCAAUGAUGAUGUAAUGUUUCCGACUCUUGCAUACUUUUCAUCCUGUUAUGUAAUGGAAUUAUUUAACUAAACGAUUAAAUUUAUUGUGUUAGAUUAAUACCGAA
Messenger RNA from Medicago truncatula (barrel medic), 1542 nucleotides. RefSeq names its product 26S proteasome regulatory subunit 6B homolog. NCBI's taxonomy places the organism in Eukaryota, Viridiplantae, Streptophyta, Magnoliopsida, Fabales, Fabaceae. The transcript has 6 exons. Gene Ontology annotation, molecular function: ATP hydrolysis activity; ATP binding. The coding region runs from base 103 to 1350 and encodes 415 amino acids. The record is from RefSeq and is a predicted model, not a curated record.